Messenger RNA from Pelecanus crispus (Dalmatian pelican), 1692 nucleotides. The record is from RefSeq and is a predicted model, not a curated record. Lineage: Eukaryota; Metazoa; Chordata; Aves; Pelecaniformes; Pelecanidae.
AUGGGAAUGCCCCGUAUGAGCCGAACAGCCCUCGGCUGUGCUGCCUGGCCAGAGUUUUGCUGGUAUAUUGUAAUCUUUUUUUCUUUCUCUCUUUUUUUUUUUUUUCGUGUUCCUAAAGCUGAAUUACAGAUUGCUGAAGCCGUUGCUCUUGUAGAUACCCUUCAGAACUGGACGGUUUUAGAUAAAAUAAUUAUUCCUACAAAAAAUCCAGACAAGAAGUUUAUUUUUGGCAAAGGAAACUUUCAGGUUUUGACAGAAAAGAUUAAAAAAUUGCCCCAUGUGACAGCUGUCUUCUUGAAUGUGGAAAGAAUAUCUUCACUAACAAAGAAAGAACUAGAAGAUGCCUGGGGCGUGAAAGUCUUUGACAGAUACACAGUUGUACUUCACAUUUUUCGUUGUAAUGCCCGGACUAAAGAAGCAAAACUUCAGAUAGCAUUGGCCGAAAUUCCGCUUCUCAGGUCAAAUCUGAAAAAUGAGGUGUCUCAGCUAGAUCAGCAGAAAGGUGGCUCGAGAUACAUCAUGGGUUCAGGUGAAACAUUCAUGGAGACACAGAAUCGUGUCUUGAAAGAAAAAGAACUUAAAAUUAGGAGUGCCCUGGAGAAACUAAGAAGAAAAAGGUCUUUACUUAGAACUCAGCGCAGAAAACGCGAGUUUCCAGUUAUCUCAGUAAUGGGCUAUACUAAUUGUGGAAAAACAACCUUGAUCAAAGCCUUGACUGGAGAAGCAGGACUUCAACCCAGAGAUCAGCUGUUUGCCACUCUUGAUAUUACAGCCCAUGCUGGCUAUCUGCCCUCACAUAUGGCAGUUAUUUAUGUUGACACUAUCGGGUUUCUGACUGAUCUUCCACAUAAUCUGGUUGAGUCCUUUUCAGCUACAUUAGAAGAAGUGGCUUACUCAGAUCUGAUAGUUCAUGUGAGGGAUAUUACUCAUCCAGAAACCAUCCUCCAGAAAGCAACUGUUCUGUCAGUUCUGAAGAAUCUUAAUAUUCCCAGCCAUUUAUUGGACUCAAUGGUAGAAGUUCAUAACAAAGUGGAUUUGAUAGAAAGGUAUAAACCCACUGAAGAAAAUGCUUUAGCCAUUUCUGCUCUACAUGGACAUGGUUUAGAACUGCUGAAAGAAGAAAUAGAGAAAAAAGUUUUGACGGCAACAGGGAAGAAGAUUCUGACAGUUAACAUCAACUUAGAGGGACCUCAGCUAAGUUGGCUUUAUAAAGAAGCAACAGUUCAGCAAGUAGAAGUCAUGCCUGAAGACGGCACAGCCAGGGUGAAGGUGAUAAUCAGCAGUUCUGCUUUUGGCAGAUACAAAAAACUCUUUCCUAACAGUAAGAUCUUUAUGCCAUGAAACUGCAUCCUUUUCUAGGAAAAGAAACUGAUGUCAUUAAAAGGAUGUGAAAUGAAGUUAAUGACCUGUUAGCCUGGGUGCUGAACAGUGUAUUUCUUCCCCAGUUGAUGUUUUUGAUGCAUUUUAGAAAUGGACACUGUUUCAGAAAACUUCUGUUUGGAAACAAUAAGAGCUUUGAGCUUUGUUCUGUCAGCAUGCACAAAGGAAAGCGCUAAAUUUUUAAUGUUGAAACAGUUGUUGGCUUUAAGCUGUGGACCCUCAGACACAUGGAAAUCACUGCAUCACAUCUGAAUUAACUUCAGAAAAGUACCAAAUUUCUUAUAUCAUAUAAAUAAAGCUUUUUACCCUAUU